This is a messenger RNA of Carcharodon carcharias (great white shark), 1795 nucleotides long. Its product is annotated as elongation factor 1-alpha 1-like. NCBI's taxonomy places the organism in Eukaryota, Metazoa, Chordata, Chondrichthyes, Lamniformes, Lamnidae. The record is from RefSeq and is a predicted model, not a curated record. The transcript has 8 exons. Gene Ontology annotation, molecular function: translation elongation factor activity; GTPase activity; GTP binding. Gene Ontology annotation, biological process: translational elongation; translation. Bases 177 to 1559 code for a protein of 460 amino acids.
UGAGAGGAGCAGGAAGGGGGCGGGCAGCAGGAAUGCGCCUUUGUCGUCAGCGGCCCGCCUGCUUUCCCUGUGGCCUAUAAAUUACAGCGACGCCAUCUCUUCGGUCCUUUAGUCUCCGAGUCAACCGAAGGGAGGUUUGCAGCUCCACCGCUGAACGCAUUCACGCCAACUUAAAAAUGGGCAAGGAAAAGACACACAUCAACAUUGUUGUCAUUGGACAUGUCGACUCCGGUAAAUCUACAACCACUGGCCAUCUCAUUUACAAAUGUGGUGGAAUUGACAAGAGAACCAUUGAGAAAUUUGAAAAGGAAGCAGCUGAGAUGGGUAAAGGAUCCUUCAAAUAUGCCUGGGUCUUGGAUAAGCUGAAGGCUGAACGUGAACGUGGCAUUACCAUAGAUAUAUCUCUCUGGAAAUUUGAAACUUCAAAGUACUACAUCACCAUCAUUGAUGCCCCUGGACAUAGGGACUUUAUCAAGAAUAUGAUUACUGGAACAUCACAGGCUGACUGUGCUGUGCUGAUUGUUGCUGCUGGUGUGGGUGAGUUUGAAGCUGGUAUUUCAAAGAAUGGACAAACUAGAGAGCACGCUCUGCUGGCCUACACUCUGGGUGUCAAGCAACUCAUUAUUGGUAUCAACAAAAUGGACUCCACUGAGCCACCAUACAGCGCAAAGCGAUAUGAUGAAAUCACAAAGGAAGUCACCACAUACAUCAAGAAAAUAGGCUACAAUCCAGCGACUGUAGCUUUUGUCCCCAUUUCUGGUUGGAAUGGUGACAAUAUGCUGGAAACCAGUUCAAAUAUGGGCUGGUUCAAAGGUUGGGAAAUUACUAGGAAAGAUGGUAAAAUUACUGGUCACACUCUGUUGGAGGCCUUGGACAGCAUUCUACCUCCAGAGCGCCCUGUCAGCAAACCACUUCGUCUCCCCUUGCAGGAUGUCUACAAGAUUGGUGGUAUUGGUACAGUACCAGUGGGUCGUGUUGAGACAGGUGUUAUGAAACCUGGUAUGGUGGUGCAAUUUGCUCCUGCUAAUAUUGUCACUGAAGUGAAGUCUGUGGAAAUGCAUCACGAAGCCCUUCAAGAAGCCUUACCUGGUGACAACGUUGGUUUCAAUGUGAAGAACGUUUCUGUUAAGGAUAUCCGUCGUGGUAAUGUUACCGGUGACAGCAAAGUAGAUCCACCAAUGGAAGCCUCUGCCUUUGUUGCACAGGUUAUUAUCCUGAACCACCCUGGACAAAUUUGUGCUGGCUAUGCUCCAGUACUUGAUUGCCAUACUGCCCACAUUGCCUGCAAGUUCAGUGAGUUGAAGGAGAAGAUUGAUCGUCGUUCUGGCAAGAAGUUGGAAGAUUGUCCAAAAUUCGUGAAGUCUGGAGAUGCAGCCAUCGUAGAUAUGACUCCAACCAAGCCCAUGUGUGUGGAGAGCUUCUCUGAAUACCCACCUCUUGGUCGUUUUGCUGUCCGUGACAUGAGACAAACUGUGGCUGUAGGUGUGAUCAAGGGUGUUACUAAGAAAGAAUCUGCUGUGAAAACGACUAAGGCUGCAAGUAAAAUAUUAAAGAAGUGAAUAUCACCAUUGGCCACUCUGAUUCAGCGAACCCUGUUGAGACUGACACCACCAAAACGUUUGUUUGAUACCAGCCAAAUAUGUGUGUUGAUGAGGGACUGGAUAUUGAUUAAGAUGCAUCGAAAGAAAUUCAGAAGGAAAGGAUGAGGAUUGGUGUUAAUUGUAAAUGCCCCAUUCACUUUGAGUGAUAACUGUUUUGGUUGUGUAAUGACUUAACUAAUAAAUAUCCAAAACUU